Molecule: messenger RNA, 3603 nt
Organism: Equus quagga
Lineage: Eukaryota; Metazoa; Chordata; Mammalia; Perissodactyla; Equidae
Gene: DPH5
Product: diphthamide biosynthesis 5
Exons: 8
Coding region: 170-1027 (285 amino acids)
Biological process (GO): protein histidyl modification to diphthamide
Molecular function (GO): diphthine synthase activity
Source: RefSeq, a predicted model, not a curated record
CGUGGAUCCUCGCUCGGCUCAAGUCUGCCGAUUCGGCAGCUGCUUCUGCAGAGAGGCGGUGGUUAAGAAUUUGGGGGGGAAAGGUGCCCAACUAAGUUUCUCUCAGCGGGUAAUUGUCUGCUGUUAGCUAACAAGAGAGGUCGCAGCCUCCCUUCCCCUGGAUUUUGAAAUGCUUUACCUGAUCGGCUUGGGCCUGGGAGAUGCCAAGGACAUCACAGUCAAGGGCCUGGAAAUUGUAAGACGCUGCAAACGAGUGUAUCUGGAAGCCUAUACCUCGAUCCUGACUGUAGGGAAGGAAGUCCUGGAAGAGUUUUAUGGAAGAAAAUUGAUUCUUGCUGAUAGAGAAGAAGUGGAACAAGAAGCAGAUGCUAUCUUAAAGGAUGCUGAUAUCAGUGAUGUCGCAUUCCUUGUGGUUGGUGAUCCAUUUGGGGCUACAACACACAGCGAUCUUAUUCUGAGAGCAACAAAACUGGGAAUCCCUUAUCGGGUUAUUCACAAUGCUUCCAUAAUGAAUGCUGUAGGCUGCUGUGGUUUACAGUUGUAUAAGUUUGGAGAGACAGUUUCUAUUGUUUUUUGGACAGACACUUGGAGACCAGAAAGCUUCUUUGACAAAGUGAAGAAGAACAGACAAAAUGGCAUGCACACCUUAUGCUUACUAGACAUCAAAGUAAAGGAGCAGUCUUUGGAAAAUCUAAUCAAGGGAAGGAAGAUCUAUGAACCUCCUCGGUAUAUGAGUGUAAACCAAGCAGCCCAGCAACUUCUGGAGAUUGUUCAGAAUCAGAGAAUACGAGGAGAAGAACCAGCAGUUACCGAGGAGACACUCUGUGUUGGCUUAGCCAGGGUUGGAGCUGAGGACCAAAAAAUCGCAGCAGGCACUUUGCAGCAAAUGUGUACUGUGGACUUGGGAGGACCAUUACAUUCCUUGAUUAUCACAGGAGGCAGCAUGCAUCCACUGGAGAUGGAGAUGCUAAGUCUGUUUUCCAUACCAGAAAAUAGCUCAGAUUCCCAAAGCACUGAUGGACUCUGAACAUAGACAUUUUCAACUGUUGGAUGUUAAUUUCAGUCGUAUGUGCACGUACACAUAUUUGUAUAACAAAUUGAACAGAUCUUUUGGUUUACCUAAUAAGUAUAAAACAAAUGACUAAGAAGAAAGAUGUUGACUCAACAAUGCUUGGUUUCCUGUGGCAAUGAGUUCUUUCCCUAUGAUAUCAUCAGUUGUUGCUGAUAUUUUAGCAGUUUUUCAGGAUGGUACUCACUUGGAGCUGACCAAGCUGGAAAACUUGUACAUAGACAUUCAUAAACAGAGUCAUUUAAGAGCCAUUUUUACUUAUGAAACCAGUCUAUACAAGGUGGAACUUUCUUCUUUCUUAAAAAGCCUGCUGUCCUGACUGCAGCUGUGAGUUGCCCUGACAGCGGUUAAUAUUAGUGCGUCUAAGCAGAGGUGGAAGAAUGAGUCCUGCUUACUGAAAGCUCAGCUGAGUACAUGCCACAAAAUGACAUCCUUCUGAAUUGCCUUGUCUUGUUUAGCUGACAUCCUAAUUAUGUGGUUCAUAUUCUGCUGUAUUUUGGAGGUUAUAUAAUUGUUGAAUUAUAAAUACUCAGCCAGCCAUGUACAGUUGCUGUUUGGUUUUAAAUAGCAGCUUUCACAUCCAAGCUGACAAAUGGAAAACUUGCUGACUACAAAAUAAAAUUUUAGUCAACAUUCGUCAUAUCACUUAACUCAGUUAAUAUGCCACUCUGUAUAUGCAAGUAGUCACAUUCUUCUCAUUGGUUGUAAAUAACACUCCAUUUAUUAUAUUUCAUGACCAUAAAGGUGUUUUUUGUUUCUUUUUUUAAGAUUGACACCUGAGCUAACAACUGUUGCCAAUCUUUCUUUUUCUGCUUUCUCUCCUCAUAUCUCUGCAGUACAUAGUUGCCAAUUUUUCAGUUGCAGUCCUUCUAGCUGUGGCAUGUGGGACGCCGCCUUAACAUGGCCCGAUGAGCGGUGCCACGUCCAAACCAGUGAAACCCUGGGCCACCGAAGCAAAGCGUGCAAACUUAACCACUCGGCCAUGGGGCCAGCCUCAUGACCAUGAAGUUUUAUCCUUUUUUUAAGUUCAUAACAGAAAUAGCUCUGCUCUGUUCUAGUUUAGUUGGUCUAACUCAUUAUUUCCAUGGCCUAAUCAAUUUAUCUGACCUCUUUGCUUAGUAUAUUUGUUGGAAGUUAAGCAAAUACUUCCCUACUUCCUGGGAGUAUCAGUUGGCAAGAGAUUGUUCUGACUUAUUUCAUUUGAGAUAAAAGAUAUUUUAAUAUAUAUGAAACGUUCCAUUUUCAAGCUAUUGGACACAAAAGAGGAGAGAGGCAAAGACAUUUAAGUACCAGUUCUGUAUUAUUUUCCUCUUAACGGUUAAACCAAACAUUUAAGAAUUAUGAAAUGAACAACUUCUGGUUUCGUAAUGGUGGAAUAGCGUGUAAUGUACAAACCCCCCCAAUUAUAAACUGCACAAAACAUAAUAAAUAUCUGUCUAAAGGCACUGGGAGGUGACCAAAAGCAGGCUGAGGACUAUUCUUAUAUGGCUUUUCCCUUCAGGGCAUUCCCAGUCAGUCUGGUGAGGGAUAGCUAGAACCUAAGAGAAAGUUGCAGUCUUACUGGCUUGAGGUAUUAGAGGAAUUGGGGGCUGCUAGAGGAGCUGUAAAAUGAAGGAGGAAAUCCUGGAAAUGAAGGUGGCAGUGAGGGAGGAGCCUUCCAAUCUGCAUAUAAUCUCUUAAAUCUUUGGCUAACUCCUGAACUGUGCAUGUGCACAGAAGACUCCAGUGUUCCUGGCGGAAAGCCAGAGCUGAGGCAGGACAGCUGAGCAGAGAUUGUCGCUCUGUAUUACAAGAGAAGAAAGAGAUUUGAGUUUGAAUUCUGACAAGUUAGAAGGCUUGAAAAGCACCUUGGGCUUUCCAUCAAAUCCCUAGAAAGGCCAUGGAUUAGUAGUAAAGACUGCCCAGGACUAAGGAUUUUUGAUAAAACUAAGGACAAAAUCUUUAAUGUAAAAUCAAGAUGAUUAGCCAGUAAUUUAACUGCCUUCUAGAACAAAGCUUAUUAACACUUUCAGGGCAUGAUAACAAAAUAGGUCUCUUUAACAUGUCAACAAUGACUAGAAUAUAAUAAAAUAUUAUGAGGCAUGCAAAGAAACAGGUAAAUAUGACUUAUGGUGAAAAAACACCCAGCACCACACAAUAGAAAGAGAUGCUAACAUAACCCAGAAAUUGGAAUUAACAGACAAGGAUUUUGAAGCAGCUAUUAGAAUUAUGUUCAAGGAUGAAAAGGAAAGGUGGUUGGAACAAAUGAAUGUAGAUGGGUAUUCUCAGCAGAGAAAUGGAAACAAACCAAAAAAUCAAAAUGGUUGGACUUAACAGCAGAGCACAGAUGACAGAUGAAUAGAAAUUUUCCUGUCUGAGGAAUAAAGAAAAAAAGACCAAAGGGAAGAAAAUAAGCACAGAGCCCCAAUGCCAUGUGGGACAAUAAUUAGCAUAUAUGGAAUUGGAUCCCCAGAAGAAAAAGAAAAUAGGGCAGAAACAAAAUAUGAGUAGGGGCCAGCUCCAUGGCCAAGUGGUUAGGUUCACGUGCUCUGCUU